Messenger RNA from Sphaeroforma arctica JP610, 198 nucleotides. RefSeq lists its product as hypothetical. Lineage: Eukaryota; Ichthyosporea; Ichthyophonida. The transcript has a single exon. The coding region runs from base 1 to 198 and encodes 65 amino acids. The record is from RefSeq and is a predicted model, not a curated record.
AUGGGGGCACUCAGACAUCAAUUGAGAGAGCGCAAGCCGAAAGCGAAAGAGGCUGCUACUGCUGGGGAAUUCGACAAUCAUGACGUGAAGAAAUCAUCAGUGGGAUUCCACAAUAAAUUUCGGGAGCUGAAGAGACGUUAUAAAGGAUUUCAACGGAAAAAAGUGAUCGAGAAGAAGGAUUCUGGAAACGAGCAAUAG